Rotaria sordida is the source of this 4512-nucleotide messenger RNA. The record is from the annotation of a GenBank genome assembly. Lineage: Eukaryota; Metazoa; Rotifera; Eurotatoria; Philodinida; Philodinidae.
AUGCCAGAGAAGUUGGAAAAGAACCUGUGCCAUUUAUAUGAACUUUUAACACGUGAUAUCGUCACUGUACCAAUGUUGUCAGUAGAUAAAAUUCUUCAAGUAAUACAAUCAGUUGAAGUUCCGUGUGAAGCAUGGCUCGAUUGUUUACGUGCUGCACUUCUAUCUGAGUCGAAUAACAAUAAUAAUCCAAUAUCUUUCGAUUUUGCACCAGUAAUUAUUCCAAAUGCAGCAAUGACUGUGGACUUGACAUCAUCGACACUUUUCAAUUCGACUUCAUCCUCACAGCAAUCUCAAUUGAAUAGCCAAAACCAUAACAUAGUCGACCAACCAUCACUUGAUGAUAGCUAUGCGACUCAUCAACUUCUUUCAUUUGAAUUAUGCUCAACCAUAUCAAUAAUACCAAGUUUUUUGGCUGCAGUUGAAGAGUCACUAAAUGAUUAUCGAAUCUCGUUAAAUGCCAUUCUUGCUGAAUUGUCUCAAUUAAAAUGGGACUAUUCCGCAAUUCAAUCACUCGAACAGACGUUCAAUAGUUCACAAAGAAAAAAUAAUAUCUCAGCACUGAAAACAGCCGUUCUCGUUGUUGAUACGAUUAUAACCAAUGGAAUAUCACUUUCAUGGCAUAUUGAACGAAUUGUCAACACAAUUACUACACAUCCAGAACUUCAAUGGAUGGACGAAUUGAAUAAAAUUAUUGACGAACAAGGUAAAGUUAAAUCAGUUCCAAUACUUCUUCAAGAACUUGCUCGGGAAAAUUCAUCUUUGAAUAUAACUGAAUUGGAGCAAAGAUUUCGAACAGUAAAGAAAUAUUACGAAACACAAACAUCUCGAUGGAAAUCUUCAGAUAUUCGACAACGUAAAGUGAACAACGAUGAACUUCACACGAUUGCUGUCAUUGUGCAAGCAGCACAUCUUCACACACAAUAUCGCCCAAGAGAUAUUCAGAUUUUAUCUCUUCUUCUUCUAAUUGAAAACCGACAUCAUAGUCAAGGACGAUUAGCACAAAUAUGCACUGGCGAAGGCAAAUCUAUUAUUGUAGCUAUGUUGGCUGUUUAUCUUUCACUUCCUCCAUUGAAUAAACAUGUUGAUAUAAUCACCACUUCAGAAAUUCUUGCUCGACGUGAUGCCGAGGAAUUUGCAUCUUUCUAUCAAAUGUUUGAUCUCACAGUUGGACACAAUUGUUAUGAUCCUCCUGAAAGUCCAAACUAUAACGUUCAUAUCGUCUACGGAACAGUUAAUCAUUUUGCUGGUGAUCUACUACGUACUGAAUUUUAUUUGCAAACCGAAGUACGUGCUCAUCGACCUUAUGAAGCGGCGAUUGUCGAUGAAGUCGAUAGUAUGUUUAUUGAUCAAAAUCAACAUUAUACACAAUUAGCAUCGCUUACACCUGGAUACAAAUUAUUAAACGUUAUUUUGCGAUUUAUCUUCGCGUUCUUUCAAAAAUUCAAUAUUACUGAAGAGAAUGAAUUUGUCAUUCGACAACCACAUGGCUAUGUCAAAAUCGAUGCUCUAACUUUUAUUCAAGACAAAUUAAAGAAUAACAAACUUAUUCGUUUUCCGGCAUAUCGUCAAUCCUAUAUCAAUACUAAAUUACCAAAAUGGAUAAAGGGUGCAAGACGAGCACUCUAUGAUUUACAACAAGAUGUUGAUUAUGUUAUUAGUAAGGAUGGACGAAUAAUAGUAGUAGAUUAUGCAAAUACAGGUGUGUCUCAUUUGAAUAUGAAUUGGAGUGAUGGUGUUCAUCAAUUUCUUCAGUUAAAACAUAAUUUACGCAUGACACCCGAACGCAUCUGUGAUUCAUUUUUUUCAAAUGUCACUCUUUUCAAACGAUAUCAACCGCAUUUAUAUGGUGUAACGGGAACAUUAGGUGGUAAAGAUGCACGAAAUUUUAUUCAAUCAGUCUAUCAAAUCGAUACUGUUAUUGUGCCCAAAUAUGUAGAUAGUAUGUUUGAUACCUAUCCAAGUCAAUUCGGUCGAGAUCGUAAAGAUUGGUUGAAUAAAAUUCGAGUGGAAUGUGAAACGAUAGCCAUUACUAAUCGUCGAGCUGUUUUAAUUAUUUGUCAAACAAUUCAAGAUGCUGAUGAUGUUCAGUUAUCAUUACACUCUCAACAUCCUCAUUUGAAUCUGUAUCUUCGCAGUGAUCUAGCUGAACAUAAUAAACCAGAGCUAGUUCAUUCAGGUGAUGUGAUUGUAGCCACAAAUCUAGCUGGACGAGGUACUGAUCUGAAAACAACGACAGAAAUUAAUAAUCAUGGUGGUUUACAUGUAAUCGUAACAUUUAUGCCAAAAAAUUCACGUAUUGAGCAACAAGCAUUUGGACGGGCUGGACGACAAGGUCAACGGGGUUCAGCUCGAUUGAUUGUCUAUAAUAAAAAGUCUGUGGCAACAUUGAAUAAGAUCGAUGACAUUGAAACAAUCAAUAGAUGGAAACAAAUUCGAGAUCAACAAGAAACACGUGAAAUGAACGAAGCUAUAGAUGAAGUGAAGCGAAUUGAAGCAAAAGAUCGUCUUCUCGUACGUUUUCUCGAUUUGGCUCAUUCAAAAAAGAAUGAUCUUCCAUUUAGCAAUGACGUAUUCAAGCCAGGUUUCAGUUCAUUUCGUGAACUAUGGGCUUCAUUUUGUGAUGAAAAUGAAAAUAUAGCCGAACAGUGUUUUCCAAAAUUUGCUACCGACAUACAACAACGACUCGAUGCUUCAAUCAUCACUUUGAAACAUAAUGUGUCACUUGAAAAUGAUAGAUCAUUGUCCGUUAUGUCACAAGAUCUGAAACAAUCUCGAGCUCAAUAUUUAGCUGAUCUUCAAUGUGAAGCAGUCAGUCAAUUGAUUGCUCAUCCAAAAUAUUUUAUUUAUGCCGGUUUUCAUGCCAUGUGUAUGAAUGAACUAAGCGAUAAAAGAGAAAGAGCAUUGAAAUUAUACGAACGAGCAUUACAAUUAGAUGAUCAAGAUUUUAUUGCUCAUUACAAUACAAUACCGUGUCAUAUUGCAAAUAAUCAAUCAUCAAUCAAUCGAGUUAUACGAGCGUUGGAUGAGACACUUUGUUUACUUCAUCUAGAGAUUGAAACACGCAAACUUAUUCAGAUUUUUUAUGAUCCACCUACGUCUCAAGAUAGUACAACACAAAGAAAAGGUCCUGUCGAUCAAACGAUUCUUACUGAAUUGAUCUAUCUUGAAAUCGUUCAAGCAAAUUUGAAGAGUAGUCGUGAACAAUUGACACAAUUCAACGAAGAUAAACAUGAAAUAUGGUGUCGUUUCGAGCAUUGGCCAGAGACAUUAGCCUGUUUACAAGGAACAAAAUUUGAACCAUUAAUAAAUGAUAUUCAUGCUGAACGAGAAGAAUGGCUUGCCGAAGGAUUAAUGUGGCGAUAUGUAUUUAUUAUUGAACAGAAACGAUGUUGGUGGAAAACUGUUUUCAUUUUUGUCAUGGGAAUUGCACAGAUUGUUGGCGGAGCAUUCUUAUGUGCUGUAGGUCAUUAUCGAUUAGGUACAUCGAUGAUUCUUGAUGGAUUGAUCGAUGUCUAUAGAGCUAUUGAAACUGUUACGCAAAUUGCUAUAGAAGGAUUAGAUAUUGCCGGAAUCGAUAAGAAUAUCAUUAAUUUUGCAAAACAACUACCCGAAUGGAUAAAAAAUGCUCAAGCAAUGCUCGGUGAUGACUUAGAACAAAUGUUGAGACAAGCCAUGCCAACAGAUAUUGAUCGAUUCAUGAGCUUAUUCAAUGAAAAAUCAUUGUUCAACGGUAAAGAAAAGGAAAUGUUUGAUCUUUUUCAUCAUCACACACCUAGUAGUCAACAUGUAAUUAGCAAUAAUGACCAAGACAUUCUUUCACAUGCACUUACUACUAUGGAUAAACAUGUCAAUAAAUUGCCACUCACCGAUAUGUUUGGCAUAGUUCUACAAAAUGCUCUUGAACAUGUUAUUAAACUUGAACAAACUGAAAUUCGUGAUCUUUUCACAACAACUAUUAAACAGUUCAAUUCAACUGGAGGCUUUGACAAUCGAACACAUAAACUCAUUACCAAUAUUCUACAAUCGUCUGACAAAUUUUCUAUUUUUGAAAAGACUAAACACCAAUUGAAUGCUAAUGUUCGUCAAUUGCUUGGUCCAGUUAUUGAACGUGAAAACCAAUUUAAGAAUGAUAUUGAUCGUUUAACUAACAAUCAUCAAGCGAUUGAAGAUUAUCGUCGAAUUUUCGAUGCUCUUAAUAUUACUUUUGGUACAGCUUCAACACAGCGAGCUGAUUUACAAAGCAUCAUUGAACAGCAAUCGAAUUCAGGUGGUAGAUUGUUGAAAAGAGCAAUGAACAAUUUUAUUAGUGAAGUAAGCAAGCAAGAAUAUGGAAUAAAAAGUACGAAAGCAAUGAAACUACUCCAAGAAUAUCUCAAUCAAAAUAUCAUACAACCCCAUCUAGAAAAUAAAUGUGAACGACAAAUGGAUGAAAAUGAUAUCAAACUUGUCGAUAAAUUUACUGAAGCAUUCAUCUAUGUACAGAAACAACAAGGAAAACUUCAACAGCAGUGA